GCACAACAAAAAAACACGUGCGGCCGUCAUGGCGCUUGGCGUGUGGCGGUUGGCUCACGGCAUCGUGCUGACUGUGGCCGUACGGGCCCUUGAGGAUUUGACCUCCGUGGAUCGUUGGGACUGGGAGGAGCUCGACGACGUCGCCCACGUCGCCGUCGCACGAAGCGUGCAGCAGUUGGAUUUAAUCCUGGCAGUAAAGCAUGCCUCAGAAGAACGCCUGGAAGAAGAAUUACAACGGGUUUCUUCCCCUGCCAGUAGCAGCUAUGGCCGCUACUGGCGAUUGGACGAAAACUUUGCAUCUCUGCUGGGUUGCAGAAAAGAAGCUGAAAAGAUUCAGAAAUAUUUGGGAAUCAACGGCACCAUGAUUUCCGAAAUGGGAGACUUCAUCCGUGUGAAGAAAUCCGUGUUGGAGCUGGAAGCCUUGCUGAAGCUUCGCUUCAGGCCCUUUCGCCACAAGGCCAGUGGUCAGAUUCGCUUUGCCGCCCGAGCCUUGGAGCGCUUGCAGCUGCCAGAAGCUUUGGCACAGAUCGACCUCAUCAGCGGCCUCCACCUCCCUCGACCCCUGCGGUCACCGCGACCGUCACCGCGACCGUCACCGCGACCGGUGGCAGAUUCGCGAAACCAUACAGGCAACAGCAGCAAGGUCCUCGUGGUGGAAGCCCGUGACCGGGGCUUCCAGGUGCAUGUGCUGCUGAAUAUGGAGCGAGCCAGAUACCGGCAGCUUUGCUCCAAUGAAACUGGUGCUACCUGCGCCCUGCGUCACUAUGAUGCCAUUUGCACCCCUGUGAUUGUGGCCGGACGUAGGGAAUAUUUGGAAGCUGUGAAACUUCAAGCAGAGGUACAAGAGGACUCGUGUUCUGUGGCGGGGCUCAACGAGUCAAGUGUACAGAUCACGUGCGUGAUUGUGUUGGGUCCGUCUCUGGGCUUGGUGAACUUUUCCCCCACUGAGUUGCAACUGCAAGCGGUCUUUGCGGAUGGCAGCCAGAGUGCCUGGGUGACCUAUGAGAGGUUGGCCUUCCCUUCUCUCAGCAUGACUGUGGGUGAUUUGCGAAGAAUGUACCACGUGCCAGAUGGCUCUCGAAAUCGGGCAAGCAACAACUCCCAGGCAGUGGCGAGUUUCUUCAAUAUCAGCGCAUCGGAGGAAGAUGCCCGGCUCUUCCAUAUGGCCAUGGGCACGCGCCGGCAACCGGCCGCCUCGUUUCAGGGACCUCGCGGAGAGCCGGGGGUGGAGGGCAACAUCGACAUGCAGUGGAUCCAGGCCAUGGGGAACAACGUGCCAAUGACCUACUGGGCCACUCCUGGAGGGGAUCCCCAAACGGCGCAUGAGCCUUUCCUGGAGUGGUUGCUGGAGCUGGCGAACAGCAGCAAUCCACCUUUGGUGCACUCCCUGAGUUAUGGCGAAAAUGAAGAGGACUAUUCCCUGCCCUACCAGCGUCGCGGAAACCUGGAACUCGCCAAGUUGGGCCUCCGUGGCAUCACGGUGCUGGCCGCCAGCGGCGAUACAGGGGUGCAGGGAGCUGCUCAGCAGGGCGGUAGUCCACCACGAUGCGCUCCGUUCGCAGCGGUAUGGCCAGCUUCUUCCCCCUACAUCACCACUGUGGGGGCCACCAUGGUGUCGAAUCACAUGUCUGACGUCUGCAAUAGCGACCGCAUCUACGCCAUGGGGUCGAACAGUUCCAUGCCCUUCGCAUGUCCUGAGACCAACGUGGGAGAAAUUGUGUGCUCUACUCAGACGGGAUCCAUGAUCACCAGUGGCGGCGGCUUUUCUCAGCGAUUUCCUCGACCACAGUACCAGGAAGAUGCCGUGGAAGAGUACCUCAGUCAAGUCGAUGUGAAUCGAUCCCUCUCUUCAACUCGACAGGCCGUGGCUACCCGGAUAUCAGCGCCACCGGAGCGAAUGUGCCCAUCAUCUUUCAGAAACGGCUGA
Molecule: messenger RNA, 1927 nt
Organism: Cladocopium goreaui
Lineage: Eukaryota; Dinophyceae; Suessiales; Symbiodiniaceae
Source: the annotation of a GenBank genome assembly